AGCCUAUUAGUCUUAUCAGCUGACCCAGCGGCUUUGUUUAUAAACUAAAGCGCGCCGAAAGUGAAAUUUCGCAAAUUAUGAAAUGCACUCUGGAGGGAGGCAAUGCGCGUGUCAUUGCCAAGGCCAUACAAUCGUUGUCCAAAAUUGGCAAAGAGCUAUUCAUAGAAGCUGAUGUCCAUGGAUUAACAAUGCGCUCUAUCAAUCCCACGCAAUCUGCUGUGGCUAGCAUUAGCUUUAGUCGCAGUAUGUUUGAUACAUUUAAUCUACCACCCAGCGGUGACUGUUUUUGUAAAAUAGCUAUGAAGCCAUGCCUCGGCGUCUUUCGCAACAUGAAGCAGGUCGAAUACUGCGAACUGAGCAUUGUGGAUAAUAAGUCCAAAUUACAAGUCAAUCUACGCUGCAAGCUGGAGACCACAAAGCAGGCACUGAUUGCAAUUGUGGAUGAAUUGAAUAUUACGGCGAGUGUAUCAACUGAUCAAAGUCCCAAUAGCAUUCACGGUGAUCACAAGCUGUUCAUGGAAAUUUCGAAUAGCUUCAAUUCUUCUGAAGAGGAACUUACGCUGGAGGCCACGCCGGACAGUCUGUCUGCUAAGAACUACAUCGAAGGUGCUCGUGUUAAUGAUAAGUUUAUGCGUUCGCAGCUGAAACUGAAGCAUAGCGAAUUUGAGCACUAUCAGGUGACCGAGGGAUCAGUCGUUACAUUUUGCAUUAAGGAAUUUCGCGCCUUUCUGCUCUUUGCUGAAGCAUUGAAUGCGGCAAUGACGCUGGAGUUCGAUGACGCUGGCAGUCCAUUCAUCGUAAAGAUUAAAAAACAUCAAGAUAUUGAGUGCUUGCUCAUCCUAUCAACUCUGGCGCCCGAAGAUGUUAGUUUCUCGGAAGAUUAUCGCCCGCGCGACAUUACUGUGUGUAAUACACCAAAUGCAUCUCAAAAACGAAAGAGCAGUACACCGGGUCCAGAGAUACAGCAAAAGCGGCGGUUGGCUGAAGAUACGACUCUCUCGGAGCUCGAUACGUCGCUGUUUCAAUUCCGCGAUCGACGCACUGAAGUGCCAACGGAGCCAGCUUCAGUGCAACCAGCUCGUAUGCUAGCCGACGGCGACACUAUGGAUUUAGUUGAUGAAGAGGCCGAAGAGGAGGCAAUGUUGCUGGCCGUAUCAGAUGCUAUGGAGGCCAGCCAGAUACCUCGACCGAGUAGCACUGAAGUGUGCUUCUACAAUACAGAGGAUGCGCCGCCCACACUAUUGCCAGAGGACAAUAAUGAGGAGGAUGAGAGCAUACCUCAAUCGCCAGACCGCGAGCGCGGCCUUCGGGUGCGCACCAUCUUCUCUAGAUGUUUUCAAAAUACCUACGUACCGCGCGAGCCUUCGCCAAACAGUCAGAUGUAUGCGCCCAAUUCGGACACAGAAGAUUAGCCUAUUUUGUUCGUUUAUUUAUAAGGAUUAUAUAAACGUAUGUACUUUCAUUCCCGCCUCAAUUGCUUCUCUCCUU
Messenger RNA from Drosophila navojoa, 1488 nucleotides. RefSeq names its product cell cycle checkpoint control protein Rad9 (gene Rad9). Gene Ontology annotation, cellular component: checkpoint clamp complex. NCBI's taxonomy places the organism in Eukaryota, Metazoa, Arthropoda, Insecta, Diptera, Drosophilidae. The record is from RefSeq and is a predicted model, not a curated record. Gene Ontology annotation, biological process: cellular response to ionizing radiation; DNA replication checkpoint signaling; mitotic intra-S DNA damage checkpoint signaling.